Messenger RNA from Ruditapes philippinarum (Manila clam), 1495 nucleotides. RefSeq names its product E3 SUMO-protein ligase KIAA1586-like. The transcript is spliced from 7 exons. Bases 1 to 1416 code for a protein of 471 amino acids. Lineage: Eukaryota; Metazoa; Mollusca; Bivalvia; Venerida; Veneridae. The record is from RefSeq and is a predicted model, not a curated record.
AUGUACCAGCCAUGUACCUGGAUUGUCAGGAAGGCCAUCACACGCCACCAGACCAGUGAUGCUCAUAAAGAAGCUGCAGCAUUUGAGGCUAACAGGUCUGCACCAAAGACAAUACAUGGAGUGGUGGAAGAGAUGACCAGCCUGCAGCUCCAGGCUCGGGUGGCAGCAUUCCGUAACCUGUACUGGCUUAUUAAGCAGGAAAUGCCACACACCUCAAACUACCUGGCACUUAUGCAGCUAUGUAAAGAGCAAGGUGUCAAUAUCUUGUCAAACCUUGACCAGGGAGGAAAUAACAAUGGCCAGUCUCAGCGGUUCAUCCAGGAGGCUGUCUUGACCAUGGGACAGUGCCUGAGGGACAACCUCCUGGAAAAAGUACGGGAAUCACCAUGGUACACCAUAAUGGUGGAUGAAACAACAGAUGUUGCUGUCCUCAGUGAAAUGAUUGUUUAUAUAAGCCAGACAGAGUAUUUGUCGAUCGUGCCUCAUAAAGAUGGCAAGGCAGAUACCAUCACAACAGCCAUCCUGGAGUUACUGUCAUCAUGCAACCUGCCUCUGCAGCAGAUGCGUGCCUUUGGAAGUGAUGGAGCGGCAGUAAUGGUUGGGAAGAAGACUGGGGUUGCUGUCCAGCUUAGACAGAGAGUUCCUCACCUGAUCAGCAACAACUGUGUGGCCCAUCGAUUGGCACUGGCUGUAGCACAGGCUGUGAAAGGGGUUCCUUAUCUCCCAAGGUUUAAGGAUAUCCUUGGGGACCUCCAUAGGUUUUAUGAUCACAGUCCAGUACGCACAUCAGGCCUGAAGGACAUACAGAAAUUGCUGAAUGAGCCAGUUCUCAAGCUGGUAGAAGCUAAGGCUGAGGAGAGGAAUGAUGUCAGGGCAGCAGGACUUGCAAGGUUCACCCAGGACCAUCGCUUUGUAAUGUCUCUUCAUAUGAUGUGCGACACUCUACCUCAUCUCACAGAACUAUCAACUGCCAUGCAGGCCCGGGAUGCUAUUUACACUACUGUAAAACCACUUGUGACUGGUACACUGUCCAUUCUGCGGGGUCUGCAGACCAUGCAAGGGGAGGCCUACCAGAGUGCAGUGCAGAGGGUAAAGGACCUUCAGGCCCAGGGGUUCAACAUCAAGCCUCCUUCUGAGCAAGAGACUGUCAACUUUAGAGAGAAGGUGUUCAAUCCAUUUAUGGAGAACAUUGUAAAUAAUUUGGAGGGCCGAUUUCCAGAUCUGCCUCUUAUACAGAAGUUUGAGGUUUUUAACACAAGGAAGUUUCCUGAUGACAACAGCACCAGUCAUGGGGAAGAGGACAUCAAGAUGCUGACUGAGCACUUUGGACUUGUGGUUGACAAGACCCUUCAUGAGUGGCGCCAAGUUAGGGAAUCCAUUGCUGACAGUGGGCAUGCUGCAGACAAGGCCAUGUAGUGGGUUACCACAAAUUUGAAAGUCAGCCACACCAACGUCUUCAAACUUGCUGCUGUGGGGCUGUUGAUCCCUACAUCAA